AUGAGUAAUGGUGACAAAGCGCAAGUUGAUAGCACGAAGCAGUUUGGGAUAACAACCUCGAAGAUAAUGGCUUACAUGGCUGGUCAAUCUGGAGGGUAUGGAAUGCUGCGAUUUACAAAGUGUGAUUUGUAUAAUUACGUUCACGGGCUAAGGCUGGCCCGAAUUAGUAAUGGCGAUGUUGCAGCAACGAUCAGUUACUUAGAGUGCAAGGCAAAUGCCGACAUGACAACGGUCGCACGUUACACGCAAACUGCCGAUAAUCGGCUGGGGAGCCUUUUAUGGGUCGACGGUGAGAUGAUGUCGGACUAUCAGUUAUUUGGAGAUGUUCUGGCUUUUGAUUCGACGUAUCGGUCUAAUAAGUACAAGAAACCGCUUGUAGUGUUCUCCGGGUCAAAUCACCACAAACAGACAACCAUUUUUGGAUUUGCGCUGCUGGAGGAUGAGGAAGUUUGUAGUUAUCGGUGGCUGCUAUUAAAUCUUGUUGACGUAAUGGGAGAGAAGAUGUUGUGUGUUGUUGUCACGGAUAGGGACAAAGCGCUGCGCGCAGCCAUUGCGGAGGUGUUCCCCGCAGCUAGGCACCAGAAGGCUAUCUAUGCGAACUUCGAGGUGGAGGACUUUGAGGAGUAUUGGAAGACGGCAGUGGAGUCACUUGGCCUACAAAAUAAUAGUUGGGUUCAAAGCACAUACGAGGUCAAAGAAAGUUGGGCAACAUCAUAUCUCCGGGGCAUGUUCUGUGCGGGAUACAGGACAACCUCAAGAUGUGAGGGGAUUAAUGCAUACAUAAAGGGGUUCCUGAAAUCCACUGAUAGCAUUUUGGAGCUGGUGCACAGCUUAGAUCGUGUUGUAAAGGAUUAUCAAAACAACGAAGUCACGGCGCUUGACUCUAUUGAGCUUUUUGCAUCAAAACUGUACACACGGGUAGUUUUUAGAGAGGUGAAAAAACAAAUUAAGGGUGUUGUGACCUUGCUGUUUCGUGGGAGAGUCAGCAUAAGCACAGUAGCUGUCUACAAGUUUUCAAGAAUGGGUGCUCAUGGUAGGAUACACAAGGUUUUGUUCGACCCCGAUGACAAGAAAAUUGAGUGCGACUGUUUGAUGUGGAAUAGCGAGGGUAUUCCAUGUAGUCACAUAUUCUGCAUGAUGAAAUAUGAGGGUUUGGAACAAAUACCAGACAGUCUUAUAAUGAGAAGAUGGUGCAAGGAUGUAAAGGAUUCUAGACGGAUGCCGGUGACUACGAGACCUGGACAUGAGGGUUGCAUGCUUAAGUAUGCCGCACUUUGUUCGGCCACAAGCUUGGUCACAAGACUUGGUUCGGAGGAGGGUGAAGACUUCGAAUUCGGUAGGGAGAGCAUCGCGAGUCUCAUAGAAAAGCUACGUUACAGAGUUUAUGAGAGGGCAGGCGGUCAGCCAGAGAUGUCGGCGUAG
Molecule: messenger RNA, 1422 nt
Organism: Arachis ipaensis
Lineage: Eukaryota; Viridiplantae; Streptophyta; Magnoliopsida; Fabales; Fabaceae
Source: RefSeq, a predicted model, not a curated record